AUGGGUACUGUCUCGGACACUGAUAAAGUAGAGGACCACCUAAUUGGUACCGUCUCGGACACUGAUAAAGUUGAGGACUACCUUAUAGGUACUGUCUCGGACACUAAUAAAGUAGGGGACUACCAUAUGGAUGCUGUCUCGGACACUAAUAAUGUAGGGGACUACAAUAUGGAUACUGUCUCGGACACUAGUAAAGUAGAGGAUUACCAUAUGGAUACUGUCUCGGACACUAAUAAUGUAGGAGACUACCAUAUGGAUACAUUCUCUGACACUAAUAAAGUAGGGGACUACCAUAUGGAUACUGUCUCGGACACUAAUAAUGUAGGAGACUACCAUAUGGAUACAUUCUCUGACACUAAUAAAGUAGGGGACUACCAUAUGGAUGCUGUCUCGGACACUAAUAAUGUAGGGGACUACAAUAUGGAUACUGUCUCGGACACUAGUAAAGUAGAGGAUUACCAUAUGGAUACUGUCUCGGACACUAAUAAAGUAGGGGACUACCAUAUGGAUACUGUCUCGGACACUAAUAAUGUAGGAGACUACCAUAUGGAUACAUUCUCUGACACUAAUAAAGUAGGGGACUUCCAUAUGGAUGCUGUCUCGGACACUAAUAAUGUAGGGGACUACAAUAUGGAUACUGUCUCGGACACUAGUAAACUAGAGGAUUACCAUAUGGAUACUGUCUCGGACACUAAUAAUGUAGGAGACUACCAUAUGGAUACAUUCUCUGACACUAAUAAAGUAGGGGACUACCACCAUAUGGAUGCUGUCUCGGACACUAAUAAUGUAGGGGACUACAAUAUGGAUACUGUCUCGGACACUAGUAAACUAGAGGAUUACCAUAUGGAUACUGUCUCGGACACUAAUAAUGUAGGAGACUACCAUAUGGAUACAUUCUCUGACACUAAUAAAGUAGGGGACUUCCAUAUGGAUGCUGUCUCGGACACUAAUAAUGUAGGGGACUACAAUAUGGAUACUGUCUCGGACACAAGUAAAGUAGAGGAUUACCAUAUGGAUACUGUCUCGGACACUAAUAAUGUAGGAGACUACCAUAUGGAUACAUUCUCUGACACUAAUAAAGUAGGGGACUACCACCAUAUGGAUGCUGUCUCGGACACUAAUAAUGUAGGGGACUACAAUAUGGAUACUGUCUCGGACACUAGUAAACUAGAGGAUUACCAUAUGGAUACUGUCUCGGACACUAAUAAUGUAGGAGACUACCAUAUGGAUACAUUCUCUGACACUAAUAAAGUAGGGGACUACCACCAUAUGGAUGCUGUCUCGGACACUAAUAAUGUAGGGGACUACAAUAUGGAUACUGUCUCGGACACAAGUAAAGUAGAGGAUUACCAUAUGGAUACUGUCUCGGACACUAAUAAUGUAGGAGACUACCAUAUGGAUACUGUCUCGGACACUAAUAAUGUAGGAGACUACCAUAUGGAUACAUUCUCUGACACUAAUAAAGUAGGGGACUUCCAUAUGGAUGCUGUCUCGGACACUAAUAAUGUAGGGGACUACAAUAUGGAUACUGUCUCGGACACUAGUAAACUAGAGGAUUACCAUAUGGAUACUGUCUCGGACACUAAUAAUGUAGGAGACUACCAUAUGGAUACAUUCUCUGACACUAAUAAAGUAGGGGACUUCCAUAUGGAUGCUGUCUCGGACACUAAUAAUGUAGGGGACUACAAUAUGGAUACUGUCUCGGACACUAGUAAAGUAGAGGAUUACCAUAUGGAUACUGUCUCGGACACUAAUAAUGUAGGAGACUACCAUAUGGAUACAUUCUCUGACACUAAUAAAGUAGGGGACUUCCAUAUGGAUGCUGUCUCGGACACUAAUAAUGUAGGGGACUACAAUAUGGAUACUGUCUCGGACACAAGUAAAGUAGAGGAUUACCAUAUGGAUACUGUCUCGGACACUAAUAAUGUAGGAGACUACCAUAUGGAUACUGUCUCGGACACUAAUAAUGUAGAGGACUACCUUAGGGAUACUGUUUCGGACACUAAUAAAGUAGAGGACUACCUUAUGGGUACUGUCUCCGACACUAAUAAUUUAAAGGACUACCUUAUGUGUACUGUCUCGGACACUAAUAAAGUAAAGGACUACCUUAUGGGUACUGUCUCAGACUCUAACAAAGUAAAGAACUACCUUAUGGGUACUGUCUCGGACACUAAUAAAAUAGGGGACUACCAUAUGGAUACUGUCUCGGACACUUAUAAUGUAGAGGACUACCUUAUAGGUACUGUCUCGGACACUAAUAAAGUAGGGGACCACCUUAUGGGUACUGUCUCGGACACUUAUUUAGUAGAGGACUCCAUUAUAGAUACUGUCGCGGACACUAAUAAAGUAAGGGACUAUCAUAUGGGUACUGUGUCGGACACUAAUAAAGUAGGGGACUACCAUAUAGGAACUGUCGCGGACACUAAUAAAGUAGCGGACUACCCUAUGGGUUCUGUCUCGGACACCAAUACAGUAGAGGACUACCUAAUGGGUUCUGUUUCCGACACUAAUAAA
This is a messenger RNA of Mizuhopecten yessoensis (Yesso scallop), 2514 nucleotides long. Its product is annotated as clumping factor A-like. NCBI's taxonomy places the organism in Eukaryota, Metazoa, Mollusca, Bivalvia, Pectinida, Pectinidae. The record is from RefSeq and is a predicted model, not a curated record. The annotation marks the transcript as partial. The transcript has a single exon.